AUGAACCAAACCACGACUCAAAUUAUUGGCAUUCAGCCACAAAAUAAUAAUGGUCAGUUACGAAGACCCCAAAAUAUUGGGGGACCACAAAAUGCUAAUAGACAUCUUCAAAGAACUCCAACCAUUGGCAUGCCGCCUCUCAUAUCCCAGAGCAAUGCAAAUUUAUUCGCCAGUACUUUUAUUGAUGACCUAAUUAACGGAGCUUCCUUCCCAUAA
Molecule: messenger RNA, 216 nt
Organism: Dentiscutata erythropus
Lineage: Eukaryota; Fungi; Glomeromycota; Glomeromycetes; Diversisporales; Gigasporaceae
Source: the annotation of a GenBank genome assembly